Molecule: messenger RNA, 1598 nt
Organism: Apodemus sylvaticus (European woodmouse)
Lineage: Eukaryota; Metazoa; Chordata; Mammalia; Rodentia; Muridae
Gene: Myd88
Product: MYD88 innate immune signal transduction adaptor
Exons: 6
Coding region: 273-1163 (296 amino acids)
Biological process (GO): defense response to Gram-positive bacterium; MyD88-dependent toll-like receptor signaling pathway; innate immune response
Cellular component (GO): plasma membrane
Molecular function (GO): TIR domain binding; Toll-like receptor binding
Source: RefSeq, a predicted model, not a curated record
ACCAGAUCGCCCAGGACAGGUCGGUGGGCCAAGGCGGAUGCCAGAGGAGAUUUUUAUAAGUUCUCACACCUUCGAGGGGAGGGGAGCAAAAGUUAGAAACACAAGUCGGUUGAUUUUCAGGCUGUGCUGUGGUGGCUCCGGAUUCCAGAUUUUAGCAAAGGGCGGAGCUUCUCGGAAAACGAAAGAAGGAGGGGCUGGCAGGAGACUUAGGGGAAGUAGGAAGCUCGACGGGCGAGCGCUCCGGACAGCACCGGGGCCCAGGGCUGCCUGCCAUGUCUGCGGGAGGCCCCCGCGUGGGAUCCGUGUCCGUGGACUCCUCCAUGUUCUCCAUACCCUUGGUCGCGCUCAACGUGGGAGUAAGGCGCCGCCUCUCACUGUUCUUGAACGUGAGGACAACCGUGGCAGCCGACUGGACUGUGCUGGCUGAGGAGAUGGGCUUCGAGUACUUGGAGAUCCGAGAGCUAGAGACGCGCCCCGACCCCACUCGCAGCUUGUUGGAUGCCUGGCAGGGGCGCUCUGGCGCGUCGGUCGGCAGGCUGCUAGAGAUGCUGGCCUUGUUAGACCGUGAGGAUAUACUGGAGGAGCUGAAGCAUCGCAUCGAGGAGGACUGCCGGAAGUACUUAGAGAAGCUGCGGAGCCAGGAGUCGGAGAAGCCCUUACAGGUGGCCAGAGUGGAAAGCAGUUUCCCGCAAACGGAGGAGCUGGGAGGCAUCACCACCCUUGAUGACCCUCUGGGACAAAGGCCGGAGCUUUUCGACGCCUUCAUCUGCUACUGCCCCAACGAUAUUGAGUUUGUGAAGGAGAUGAUCCAGCAGCUAGAACAGACAGACUAUCGGCUCAAGUUGUGUGUGUCCGACCGUGACGUCCUGCCGGGCACCUGUGUCUGGUCCAUUGCCAGCGAGCUGAUUGAGAAAAGGUGUCGCCGCAUGGUGGUGGUUGUUUCUGAUGAUUAUCUACAGAGCAAGGAAUGUGACUUCCAGACCAAGUUUGCUCUCAGCCUGUCUCCAGGUGUCCAACAGAAGCGACUGAUUCCUAUCAAAUACAAGUCGAUGAAGAAGGACUUUCCCAGCAUCCUGCGGUUCAUCACUAUAUGCGACUAUACCAACCCUUGCACCAAGUCCUGGUUCUGGACCCGCCUUGCCAAGGCUUUGUCCCUGCCCUGAAGGUGACCCCGGGAGGCCUCGGGCAGAGGGGAAGAUGAGCUGACUUAGAGCCGGAUUCUCUGAUGCUCUCCUGUCUGCACCCAAAUUAGUGAUGAGCGGCCUGAGCACCUGGGACUGCCUUUCCUCCCACUCACCCAUGCCUGUGCACGCAUCUCGGUACACACAUGCCUCUUUGUACACACAUGUCUGCCUACAUGUGUUUCCUUUGGGACAGCUCCCAAGAAUAACUGAGUGGAAGAGUUUUGCCAUCAAGGGGGCCUGGCCAUCUCCCUGGACAAAGAUGGCGGCCUUUGCUACAGGUAGUGCCACAUGCCUAUAGUUACAGCAUUUUGGAGGUAGAAGCAGGAAAAUUAAGAGUUCAAGGUUAUCCUUGGCUACACACCAAGUUUAAGGUCAGCCUUGGCUACAUGAGAGCCUAUUUCCUCGCCCCCCCCC